GGGAUUCUCGACCUUUCUCGUUUAUUACCCACAAACAAAUCUGCCAGUCGAGUGGACACCAUGUCGAUGUCACCCUCGGCGCACCGCAAGCGCCGCCCUUCGGCCGCGACUGCCACCAACAAGCGCCGCCGCCGCGUGUCCUCCUCCUCCUCCGCCGCCGCCGCCGCCUCGGAAUCCUCCGAUGUCUCCUCCUGGGGGUCGCCGCUUCCCGCAGACCUGGUCUGCCUGAUCGGGUGGCGGGCGCUGGCCGGCGACCUGCGCGACUACGUGCGCCUCCGCGCCGUCUGCCGCGAAUGGCGCUCCGCCACCGUCUGCCCGCGCGGCCGCGGCCUCCACGACCCGCGCUUCCACCCGCGCCGCUGGAUGAUGCUCCCCGAGGGCCACGGCAUCCACCCCGGCCACCGCAAGCUGGGCGGGUACAUCCGCUUCAUCAACCUGUCCACCGGCGCCAUCGUCCGCGUCCGGCUCCCGCUUUUCAGCAGCCACUGCAUCCUCGACUCCGUCGACGGGAUCCUGCUGCUGCAGCGGGACGAGGACACCGUCAUCCGCCUCCUCCACCCCUUCACCGGCGACAUUGUGGACCUCCCUCCGCUCGCCACCCUUCUGACAGGGUUAACACCCAUCCAGAUGAAGAUGUUCAGCUGGAACGUUCUGAGGACCGUCGGUGCUACCGCAUUCACAGUGAGCGCAGAUGGAGUCGUCACCGCCAUGAUUGGGCUCUUCAAAUUGGGACGGGUAGCCUGUGCCACCACCAUGGACCAGCAAUGGAGGCUCUCGACAUGGAGCAUAUCAAAUGGUUGGAGGCCGCUGUCGUUCCAAGGCAAGAUGUACACGUUGCACACUCCCACAAAUGGCAGCGAGCUUCAGAUCUUCCAAAUCGAGUUACCAGGGCCCGGGGAGAAGGAGGACUUUGAUAGAAUCUUGUGCUAUCUACCAGCACCUAAGUUGAUUGCCACAUGUCUGGCAGGCAAACCUCGGAGGCCUUUUUACUACCUCGCAGAAUGUGAUUCGGAGAUCCUGGUGAUCGGCCGUUGCCUUACAGAUUCACUGCACGUUGAGGUGUACAGACUAUCUGACAUCAUCCAAGACAGGAUUGUCCCGGUAACGAGCAUCGGAGGAAAUGCUCUCUUUAUUGAAGAAAGGGUCUUGAGUGUCAGCAGUAGAGUGCACCCCACCAUUGUAGGUGACUCUGUUGUACAUCUCCAUUGCAAAGAAUUUUAUCUUGGGCAUUACCAACUUGCCACUGGGACAUGGUUGCCAACAGCGGAUGGGUGUGCCAGAGGUGGUGUACCGAGCCCUUGUAGCCUCAUCUACCAUAUCUUCACCUGUUGCUGUCGACCGACUUGGAACAAAGGGGGGCUUCUUUAUCAGGGUAAUGUGCAACCUAGUUGGAGAGUGAAGAGAAAAUGGCGUGAGGGGGAGCUGGUAGUUCGAUCGACCAACGCACAAACACCUUCUCCCAUGGCCAAACCAGAACCCCAUAUCUGCAUGACCCUUACCGUCGCCGCGAGAAGGAUCUACGACUUCAAGGUUGAGGGCUACUCCGUCGCCAAAUCGAUGACUUCCGGCGGCAAAUACUUCCAGUCCGACACCUUCAGCGUCGGCGGCUACGACUGGGCCAUGCGCUUCAGCUACAACGCAAUGUUUGGUAGUACAUCGUUCUACCUCGUUUGCCUGAGCAAAAUCAAGUCUGAAGUCGGCGUGGUCUCUAUGUGCACGCUGCUCGAAAAGUCCGGCAAGCCGUCGGCGACGAUCGAGCAGAGGCUGUCCACUAUAUUCUCAUGCUGCGGUCAGCGGGAAGUCUUCGCCGGUUUCAUGAGCGAGGAAGAUUUCAAGGAUCACCUUCAGGGCGAUUGCCUCACUAUACGCUGCACCAUCUCUGUCCUGAGAAAUCCGAUGACUUAG
Molecule: messenger RNA, 1905 nt
Organism: Triticum aestivum (bread wheat)
Lineage: Eukaryota; Viridiplantae; Streptophyta; Magnoliopsida; Poales; Poaceae
Exons: 3
Coding region: 61-1905 (614 amino acids)
Molecular function (GO): protein binding
Source: RefSeq, a predicted model, not a curated record